AUGGCGCCGGCCAGCUCCACUAAUUUUGAGCUUCAAAACAGCUCUUCAGAAACCAAUGGUUAUUCCUAUAAUCUCACUGGUCACGUGAAUGAUCUUAUUUCACAAAUCUCACAUGUUCACUUCUUAUGUCUUUUCAUCCUCCUCCAUCCUUCUCUCCCCACCAGGUCGGAGUGUGUGAGCAGUCUGGGCUCACAGUUUCGUCGCGGGGCUGGUGUGUUGGACAUGGUGUUUGAGUCUCCAUUCCAGCUCUUCACCUGCGGCUAUGAUACUUUCAUACGCCUGUGGGACCUCCGACUCAGCCCACGGAAGUGUGUGAUGGAGUGGGAGGAGCCUCAUGACAGCGCUCUGUACUGCAUCCAGACAGACGGGAAUCACAUGAUAGCCAGCGGCUCCUCGUACUACGGUGUCGUACGACUGUGGGACAAACGACAGACUGAAUGCCUGCAGUUCUUUCAGCUGAGCUCAGACCAAGUGAGCAGCCCGGUUUACUGUCUGAGGUUCACUAGCUCUCACCUGUAUGCAGCCCUGGCCACCGCCCUGCACUCACUGGACUUCAGACAGAACCCCAUCUACAUCAGAUGAUACACACAGACACGCACACACACACACAAACUGAUCUGUUCAAUAAAGCUGUCUAUUUUCACAAUAAAUGUCUUCACCUUUUUAAA
Micropterus salmoides (largemouth bass) is the source of this 668-nucleotide messenger RNA. Its product is annotated as F-box/WD repeat-containing protein 4-like. The record is from RefSeq and is a predicted model, not a curated record. Gene Ontology annotation, molecular function: protein binding. Gene Ontology annotation, biological process: SCF-dependent proteasomal ubiquitin-dependent protein catabolic process. NCBI's taxonomy places the organism in Eukaryota, Metazoa, Chordata, Actinopteri, Centrarchiformes, Centrarchidae. Gene Ontology annotation, cellular component: SCF ubiquitin ligase complex. The transcript is spliced from 4 exons. The coding region runs from base 1 to 582 and encodes 193 amino acids.